Messenger RNA from Trichomycterus rosablanca, 2294 nucleotides. RefSeq names its product CTP synthase 1a (gene ctps1a). The transcript is spliced from 19 exons. Gene Ontology annotation, cellular component: cytoplasm; cytoophidium. Gene Ontology annotation, biological process: CTP biosynthetic process; pyrimidine nucleobase biosynthetic process. Lineage: Eukaryota; Metazoa; Chordata; Actinopteri; Siluriformes; Trichomycteridae. Bases 118 to 1902 code for a protein of 594 amino acids. The record is from RefSeq and is a predicted model, not a curated record. Gene Ontology annotation, molecular function: CTP synthase activity; identical protein binding.
ACCACGCUGUGUUAGUGUGAACCUGCGCUUACAGUUCAGCUCGUUAACUAACCUAAAAUCUUCUGACCUCCACACACACUGACCUCCACACACACACUGACCUCCUGCUUUUUGCAUAUGAACGCCACAAUGAAGUAUAUUCUGGUUACGGGUGGUGUCAUUUCCGGAAUCGGUAAAGGCAUCAUCGCCAGCAGUGUUGGUACUAUUCUGAAAUCCUGCGGCCUUCAUGUGACGGCCAUUAAAAUCGACCCUUAUAUCAACAUUGAUGCUGGAACAUUUUCUCCUUAUGAGCAUGGUGAAGUGUUUGUGCUGGAUGAUGGAGGAGAAGUGGAUCUGGAUCUGGGAAACUAUGAGCGCUUUCUGGACAUCCGUCUUACCAAAGACAACAACCUCACCACCGGCAAGAUCUACCAGUCUGUCAUUAACAAAGAACGGCGAGGAGACUAUCUGGGCAAAACUGUGCAGGUGGUGCCACACAUAACUGAUGCCAUUCAAGAGUGGGUGAUGAAGCAAGCCAAGGUUCCUGUGGACGAUGACGAAGUAGAGCCUCAAGUCUGUGUCAUAGAGUUGGGUGGCACUGUCGGAGACAUCGAGAGCAUGCCUUUCAUCGAAGCGUUCAGACAGUUCCAGUUUAAAGUAAAGAGGGAAAACUUCUGUAACAUCCACGUCAGUUUAGUUCCCCAGCCCAGUGCGACAGGAGAGCAGAAGACCAAACCCACCCAAAACAGUGUGAGGGAGCUGAGAGGACUCGGCCUUUCCCCAGACCUGAUCAUGUGCCGCUGUUCCACACCUCUUGAAAACCCGGUGAAGGAGAAGAUCUCUAUGUUCUGUCAUGUGGAACCCGAACAGGUGAUAUGUGUCCACGAUGUUUCGUCCAUCUACAGAGUGCCCUUACUGUUGGAGGAACAGGGCGUAGUAAACUACUUCUGCCGAAGGCUCAGCAUGUCCAUCGAGAGUCGGCCCAGAAAGCUGCUCACCAAAUGGAAAGAGAUGUCUGACAGGUCGGACAGGCUGCUGGAGCACUGUUCCAUUGCGCUGGUCGGAAAGUACACAAAGUUCUCAGACUCUUACGCAUCAGUUAUCAAAGCGCUGGAGCACUCAGCCCUGGCCAUCAGCCACAAACUCGAGGUCAAAUAUAUUAAUUCAGCGGACUUGGAACCUGCGACUUUGGACGAUGAACCUGUUAAAUACCAUGAAGCAUGGCAGAAGCUUUGCAGUGCCGAUGGUAUUCUAGUACCUGGAGGUUUUGGAGUGAGAGGAACUGAAGGGAAGAUUCAGGCCAUCAGCUGGGCUCGUAAGCAGAAGAAACCUUUCUUAGGUGUGUGUCUGGGAAUGCAGCUGGCAGUUUGUGAAUUUGCCAGGAACACAUUGGGCUGGGCAGAUGCUAACUCCACUGAAUUCAACCCAGAAUCAAAAUACCCUGUGGUGAUCGACAUGCCUGAGCACAAUCCCGGACAGAUGGGCGGCACGAUGAGGCUGGGGAAGAGAAGGACUAUUUUCAAGAACAAGUCUAGCAUAUUAAGAAGGCUUUAUGGAGAUGUAGACUACGUAGAUGAGCGGCACAGACAUCGUUUUGAAGUCAACCCAGAGCUGAAGCAGCAUUUCGAGGAGAAGGGCUUCCACUUUGUUGGGCAGGAUGUAGAAGGAGAGAGGAUGGAGGUCAUUGAGCUGGAUGAUCAUCCGUAUUUUGUGGGAGUGCAGUAUCAUCCUGAGUUCACGUCUCGUCCCAUCAAGCCCUCGCCACCGUACUUCGGCCUGCUCCUGGCUGCUGCCGGAAAGCUGCACAGCUACUUGCAGAAAGGAUGCCGUCUCUCGCCACGAGACACGUACAGCGAUCACAGCGGCAGCAGUUCUCCAGAUUCCGAGAUCGCAGAGUUCAAACUGCCCUCCAUCUCCAACUGACUGACUGUCUUACGGCAGGAAUGCUUCUCUGAAGAACUUGCUUUUAAUUGUGUUCUAUUAUGACUAUUUAUUGCUGUAUUUUUAUGGUCCUUGUUAUACUGGGAAUGUUAGUCAGGGGAAACUAGUAUUUACUUUUUCUUUAUUUAAUAUUCUACCAGGUCAUAAUCACUUAAAAUGUACACAUGGUAAAACAGUUCAGAAUGUUCCUCAGUGCACCAUUUUAAGAAUUCUAGAUUCUUUACGUUCAAAGCUGUGAAGCAACAUUGAAUGCGACUUUCAAAACCUCUGAUGGUUUUGCAUUUGAAAACUUACAUUGCAUCUUCAAAUGUAUGUUCAAAAAACUCUCAUCUGAGAUUUGCAUAUAAUUGUAUAAAAAUUAUAUUUUAAAACUA